Messenger RNA from Ceratitis capitata (Mediterranean fruit fly), 2135 nucleotides. RefSeq names its product extensin. The coding region runs from base 274 to 2022 and encodes 582 amino acids. The transcript has 17 exons. NCBI's taxonomy places the organism in Eukaryota, Metazoa, Arthropoda, Insecta, Diptera, Tephritidae. The record is from RefSeq and is a predicted model, not a curated record.
AUAUAAAGGAUUUUAGAAAUUUUUUAAAUUUUUAUAAAGAAAAAAGAAUUUUAUUUAACCCAAACUAAUUAAAACGCUCAUAGGCGUCUGAAACGUAUCGCGACGUUGGCUUUAAGCAAAACUUAUUAAAAAAAAAAAGAAAAAACAUUUCAAAAAAUACCGAUUUAUUUUUGCUUUAUAAAGUUUUUUAGGAAAAAUCUAUAGGUUAUUUUUCUCACAACAAUCAAAGAGAAAUCGACACGUGUCAAAAUCUCAACCGCUCCCUGCGUUUCAAUGAGGAGUACGCUGCGGGAACGAAAUUUGCAAGCAUUGAAUUUGGACGCCAUUAGUAUUGAAGUAGAAAAACUGCGACGACAACAACAGCAACAUACGCAGUUUCUAGAGGCAACAAGACAAGCGCCAAGAACGCCACACACAAAUCUCGCCGUCUACAAAAAAAUGCCGUUGCCGAGAUCGCAGAGCUCCGACCAAAGCGUGCAAAAGGGAAUGAAUCGCAGUUUAAGCAUGAUUGAAUUAUCUUCGCCACAUGGUAAACCCUUAACGCUACACAGUACUAACAAUGGCCUGAAUAGUGAGGAGGAGGAGAAAAAACGAUUUUAUGAAUCCUUGGACCCAAGCAUAGAUUACGAUGAGCUCCAACCAGAGCCACCACGUCCGACCACACAACAAAUGACUCGUUUGCGUGCAGGCAAUACUUUUGGAUAUCCACCAUCAUCAUCGCCACCAGCACCACCACCGAUUCAGUAUCCAGAGGAUUCCAGCUGGCAGCAAAUGGCUCAAAACUCAAGGCUACCGAAUUUCUCCGACUUUUGUCCGCCGGGGGUAAGAGCAGGUCCUGGCGCCGCAAGCUCUCCAUAUCUCCCAACGCCGAUACGCCAUUCUUCCCUUGAUCCCUAUGCAAGCAUACCACAAAGGCAUCCGUCAACAGUUUGUCCGCCACUCUCAACUUGGACACCACCAAUGCCACAGCCAUCGCCACCGAGGCAGCAAGGACGACCAUCGACAUCGACGAGAUACUCACAGGAUGCAUCUGAAACAAUGUAUGAGUCUCCCAGACGUAGUCGGUAUCCGCCACAGCCGCCACAGAGUCCAAUUAACAGUACACGAUAUAAAGGACUACCGGGACAACCAUUCAAAAUGACGGGUCUACCACCGCAAUCGAUGGGUACACAAUGGAUCACACCGCCGGGAUGUAUGCCCUCCGCGUGCUUGCAACAAUCCACUCUAGGACCAACACUGAGACAGUCAACGACGCCCGAGCAAAUGCGUUGGGAACCACCAUCAUGUCCACCGGAUAUGCCGCGACCGCUAACCUGUGAAAAGCCUGAUUUGCAGAAAAAUGGCUGCCCGGCGAGCAGUGUGAAUAUGCCCUGCGAGGGUUGUGAGAGUGCUGAGGAUAGUUAUCCGCCGCCACCGCGCUGUAAGCCACUGCAUCCAGAUAUAGUUAAGAAAUUGGACGGCAAUUUGAUGCCAUUUAAAAUACCGCGCUGCAUGGAAGACGAUUUCAUUUGCGUUAAACGUCGCGAGCAAUGGGAGCAGCUCGUAAAGGAUCAAGAUUGCCCAGGCGCCAUACAGUCAACGAUCGAUGGUUUGGGGGACUUCAAUGUGUGGGCUUAUGAUAUAUUUUUCGGCAAUCACCGCUUGCCUGAUUGCUUGCCUCGUAUUGAGCCCAUCACACUGCUGGAAGCGUUCCACAUGCGUAUCAAUUAUGAACGCUGCCAAAUGGAAAAAUUGGAGAAGCAAACUUAUGCGAAAGACCGUCAGGACAAUGAUGAGGAUCACAAAGCGCCGCCACCAAAUGACGAUUGUGCGUUAAUUGAAAAGUGUUUCAAGCGCAAGUACCCCACCGAACUCAAUAACGCUUUGGAGAAACUUUUGAAGGCAGAAAAGGGUUACAAUUUUCUUAACCAGCAACCGGAGCAACCGCUUAUGAAUAUCAUGGUGGAUAAGACCAGUUUCGACUUGCCGGGCAUACCGAUCUCAAUACAAGGUUUUGUAGGCACUACAAAGUCGAAAAUUUGAGUUUCUUAUGAAAACGUGUACCGAAUGCUUUAAAUAACUUAUAUAACUGUAAAUGUAUUGAAAACUAUAUUUUGCUGAAAUGAUAAUAUACUCAUAAAUAUGUACAAUCAGUA